Molecule: messenger RNA, 1906 nt
Organism: Cololabis saira (Pacific saury)
Lineage: Eukaryota; Metazoa; Chordata; Actinopteri; Beloniformes; Belonidae
Gene: pdcd7
Product: programmed cell death 7
Exons: 5
Coding region: 50-1489 (479 amino acids)
Source: RefSeq, a predicted model, not a curated record
GAAGAAAGGCGGCAGCGAGGAUCCGCAAGGAGGCUGCUGUGUGCUCGGCAUGGACGGCAGGUACGAGCAUCCCGGGGCCGCGCACCCUCCCCCGUAUGAGCCCUACCCCCCCCGGCCCGCCUGGCCCGGGCCCCCCCCGUUCGGACCCGGGGCGGGUUUCGGGGCCCCCGGCUUUCCCCCCCCACCGUUCGGGUUCGACCCCUCGGUCCCGCCGCCCCCCUUCGCCUGCCCCCCCCACCUGCACGCCGCGGCCCCGCUGCCUCCAUCUGGCCCCGCGCAUGCGCACAGCAGCGCUGGAGGCGGGGCCUCGUUUCAGAGGGUCCCCCAGGACUUCAGCCCCGCGCAUGCGCAAGGCAGCGCCCGGUACGACCGUGACCGGGGGCCGGAGCGACAUGGAGGAGCCGCCCCUGACGAGAGCGCUCUGCAGCGGGGACGGGACCGGCAGUGGCUGCAGGGGUUCCUGGAGCACCGGGGCGUGGGGUCCCGGCAGCGGGCCAACCCCCCAACGGAGCCCACGGACCCCCCCACGGACCUCCCCGCCCUCAGGGACGCCCUGCACGGCGCCGCGCAGCUCGUGACCCGGCUGGAGGAGCUCUGUCUCACCCUGAAGGGCGACCUGGAGGACGGGAGCGCGUGGCCGGGCUCGUACUCGCUGGCCGUGAGCGUCAGGGCGCAGCUGCAGCAGCGGCUGGACGUGCUGACGGACCCCGCGUGUCUCCCGCAGCUGCGGGCCCGGCUGGCCCGCGCCGCCCGCAGCAGGAGCCGGCGCCGCAGGGCCCGCAAGGAGCUGCGGUUGGAGCAGGAGCUGGCGGAGCAGCGCAGGGCGGAGAAGGAGGCCGCCAUCGAGGGGUGGAGGCUGAAGCAGGUGCAGCAGGUGGAGGAGAGGAAGAAGGAGCUGGAGCUGAAGCGGACGGCGGACGCAGUUCUCUGCGAGGUCAGGAGGAAGCAGGCGGACGUGAAGAGGAUGCAGGACGUCCUCCGGUCCCUGGAGAAGCUGCGCAAGCUGAGGAAGGAGGCGGCGUCCCGCAAAGGCAUCGUCACCGAGCAGCAGUGUGACGAGCAGUUCAGCGGCGGGCUGGAGCGGCUGAGGUCGGUGAUCAAGAGCCGGACGGCGGUGUACUCGGCGGAGGAGAAGGCUCUCAUGGUGAUGCUGGAGGGCGAGCAGGAGGAGGAGAGGAGGAGGGAGCGGGAGAAGCGGGUGAAGAAGGAGAGGGAGCGGGAGCUGCAGAGGAGACGCAGGGUGACCAGCAUGCUGUUUGGGGAGGAGCUUCCUGCCGACAGAGCCCUGCAGCCCUUCAUCGAUUACUACAGCCAGGCAGAGCACUCCCUGCAGGCCCUCAUACGCGUCAGGAGUGAGUGGGACGCCUUCCUGGUGGCAGCAGACAACCCCGACGGAUCCUCUGUUCCCGAGACCUGGGUCCUGCCGGAGGCCCCGUCGGACCGGGCCUGGGCCUCGGCCCUGGAGGACACGGACGCCCCCGGACUCUGACGACGGGGACGGGGGGGAUGGGGCAGGAGACAGCCGGCACCGGAGCUCUGCUACUGAAACACCGCCGUCGUGGCCAAAAGCUCCGCCUCCGUCUCCCGGGGUUGCAAUGGAAAGUUUGACACUAAACUCAAAACUUUUUAUUCAAAUUGCCGAGAAAAUGUCAAAUUGUACGAGGAAAUGAUUCGAGUGAGAAGCAGUGAAAUAAGUCAAGAUGUGAUCUCUGACAUUUGGUGUCUUUUCCAUUUGAGAUGCCGUCGCUGUCAGAGUGAGACGACACACACACACACACACACACACACACACUCACUCUACUAGCCCAGUUUAAUGUCUUAAAUUAAUCCGCUUCCUUUUUUAUUUUACUUGAGAAGAUUGUAUUUUAAUGGGAAAUGUUCAUUUUUCUCAGUUUUUCUGUAAAUA